Messenger RNA from Gloeophyllum trabeum ATCC 11539, 3682 nucleotides. RefSeq lists its product as uncharacterized. Lineage: Eukaryota; Fungi; Basidiomycota; Agaricomycetes; Gloeophyllales; Gloeophyllaceae. The annotation marks the transcript as partial. The transcript has 6 exons. The record is from RefSeq and is a predicted model, not a curated record.
AUGGACUACUAUGAUACUUCCGACAUUCUGGCCUCUCGUGCCCGCCCUGCAGUCCGCCCGACGCCGACCGUCACUCCCCCGGUCGUCCCCAGCUCCUUUUCCCUUUUCCGCCUCUCAUGGCUCGCUGCGCUCGCGCUCAUCGCGUGGCUAGUGAUUCUCCAACUCAAGGUAUAUCUCAACAACUGGCAGGACAAGCACUACAGGCUGUCGAUGCGUAGGAGACACGGUAUCCCGGAUGACGACCAUCGCCCGUUCAACGUGGCAUAUGCUGCCGCGCGGCAGAUGAGGCUCUCGAGCGGUGAGUCGACACCAGAGGCGCAGUCCUUGCCCAGGCCGCGAGAGAACUUCCGCCCAAUACGUGUCGAGUCAACGGAUAGCUUGAGGUAUCGUCAAAGGCCUGCGCAGGCAGUACAAUCUUAUCAAAGCGCUCAGCGGUCGCAUCUUCGUAAUGACGGCAGCACUCUGGCCAACGAUGGCAUAUCGUAUAUCCCGAAGCUACCUGCCAGGGCGCGGGAAGUAAUCGUCGACAACGAGCUCGUGAAGGAGCCCGCAUCGCCGCCGAUCCCCCAGUCGUCUCGUAUACAAACGGUCAGGUUCGCCGACGAUCGCGAGGCGAGGCCUAGCGCAGACAAGGUAUCAAGAAAACGUGGCUUGGAUGACGAAGCUGAUGUUGAGGUCUCCAAGCGCACGCGGACAGGUGGCAGGGAGGUUAUCGACGUCGACGACAGGAUGGACGAGGACCUCCCACAGAAGCGGGGUUCGAAACGCGGUCCCAGUCCAGAGGAGGAUGAGGGGUAUAGUUCGCGGCAGGAAGGUCGUGAGAAGAGGAUCCGGAGGGUGUCGGCGGAUAAGAAUGCGGAGACUGAAGAGUUGAUGGACACGGACGAUGUUCCCAGAGGUAAGAAGCGGGACCGCGGGGAGGCGGGGUCGACCUUUGGCGGAGACGAUUAUUUGGACUUGGAUGAUUUGACUGGCUCGAGGCGCCGGCGACGGCGGAUGGAGAAGCAGAGGUCGGAUGUGCAGCUACGUGGGACAAAGCGUGAUCGUGACUCCUCGACUGAUGAAGAGCUUGAGGAGCUGCUUGAGGCAGCCGGGGCGCCCCGGAAGGAUAGGGUGGCUAAGAAGCAGCGGGCCAAGGGGGCUUUAGCGGAGGAAGAAGAGGGAGACCAGUCUCUUAUCGCAUAUGUGGACGAUGAACCCGUCUCUGUCGAUCCCCUCUGUAAAGGCCGGAAGAUUGGUGAGGAGUGGGAGGAAAAUGGGGAGCACUACAAGGUUGGGCCUAAUGGGCAGAGACUCCGGCAGGCCUUGGUCAAGAAGUCACGGACCAGAUUCCCUGGCAUGCCGGUCGAUUCAAUGCAUCCGGACAAGAGGGCUGCAUGGGAUGUUUUCGUGGAGAAAUGGCUCUCGGAAGAGGAGUACAAAGAGGCAGAGGCUCGGCAUGAUCUGGCUUGGCAGGAAACGCCCGCGGGUACACCGCGGACACUCUACCUUGAUGAGGAUGGGAAUAUCCUGGAUACUCCUGGGAACAAGAGCUUGCUGUGGGCAUCUCAGUUCAAGGAGGAGAGCCCGGUUAAACCGGGUUCACUGAAGCAGUCGGUUGCCGUGAUUAGCAACAAUAACAAUAACAACGGCAGCAAGGGAAGUCCGUUCGCUUCUUCCCAGCGGGGAGCUCCUGGUCGUCGGAUAGCUUCUGUGUAUGCUACGGCAACGGCUACACAGGACAGUACUCCGACCGAGGCGACCCCUACGAAGAAGACUCUGUCUAAAUGGGAGAAACAGGACCUGGAGGCUGCGGCUGUGCAACGGAUGAGGAAAAAGGAGCAGGAGAUCAGGGAAGCAGAGGAGAGGAAGAAGGCGGAGGAGCAGAGGAAGAGGGACGAGGAACAACGGAAGAGGGAAGAGGAGCAACGGAAGAAGGAAGAGGAGCAGAAGAAGGUGGGAUCAGCGCCAGCCCAAAGCAGUGCUUCGCCGUUCGCUAUGCCUAAGCCUCCUACUUCGGGUGAGAGCAGUGCACCAGCUCCUCCCGCGAUUACCUUCACUGCGCCUUCUGGAGAUUCAUCGAAACCGCCCGCCUCUGCUCCUGCCCCGACACCGUCUGGACCAUCUACCGUGCCUUCCUUCUCCUUGCCUACCGCUAGCGGUGACUCCUCAAAGCCUACGUCCUUCUCAUGGCCCCCGGCUCCCGCACCAGUAGACAAGGAGAAGGUCGCCGCAAGCGGCUCUGCGUCUGCCCCUAGUGGACCGGCUGCCCCGUCCUUCUUCAGCACCCCGCCCAAGCAACCGACCCAGGCGCAGCCUGCCGCUGCGCCUUCAUCGGGCUCCAGCAUUCCCAACUUCUUUGGGCCUAAGGGCACGAGUUCGACUCAUGGAGUGACUACCCCGCAGUCCAAUCAUACGGCUGAUAUGAAUGCGUCUACCACGCCGGCGAGCGCGCCUCCCUCGCAGCCAUCGUUCUUCGGCAAUCCUAGUAACGCUCCUGCAGCGCCGUCCUCGGCGUCUCCGUUCACUUUCGGCAAUACUGCAGCACCACAGUCGUCUUCGGUGUUCGGUGGGGCGGGCGAGCAACAGAAGAAGGUGGAGGGAAAGCAGCCAGAGCAGGCGCCCCCACCUGCCGGUGGGUCACUGCUAUCGCGGUUGGGAGGUUUUAGCACGCCGAACUCGGGCACGUCGCAGCAGCCGUCGGCUGCCCCUUCUCAAGGUGCUACGUCGAUAUUUGGUAACCCCGCACCUUCCUCGCAGACGGGGGCUGGUCAAACGACUUCGAUAUUCGGUGCUCCCAGCUCGAACUCUUCUCAGCAGGCUACGACAAGCUCAGCUCCUGCCCCCGCGACUGAACCGAUGAAGCCGAAGUUCAAGUUUGAGACUCCUGCGACUCGCAGCGCUGCUCCGUCGCCUGCUCCUACUCCCGCGGGUUCCGAAACUCCGAAAUCUGGAGGGUUUACUUUCAACUUUGGUACCUCAAAGCCUGCUACAGGAGGUGCACCAAGUGCCUCGGGUAAUGCGACUGGGUCGGUCUUCGGAUCCUCGUCCGCUCCUGGCGGAGGGAACAGCAUGUCAACCAAUGCGUCGACAUCAUCAGUGUUCGGGCAGACCAGCGCCCCUGGCGCGGCGACUACUGCGUUCCCGUCGACCUCUUCAGCUGCGCCGACGUUUGGUUCCACUACGUUUGGUGCUCCGAAUUCGACGAGCCAGCCGGAGGCACCGAAGUCGGCUUUCUCCCUUCCGUCCUCGAGUUCAUCUGCGUCCCAGGCUAGCAGCUCUCCCUUCACCUUCGGCGGAAAACCCGCCGAAACCGCGAAACCUCCUCAAACAUCCUCUGCGUCACCUUUCUCAUUCCCAACGUCUUCUGCUGCGAGUUCGUCGAAGCCGGCCGAGCCGCCGAAGGCCUCGUUUACCUUUAGCGGUUUGUCUGGUGCUACGGGAACUGGCGGGCUGCCUACUCCCUCCGCCACUGAGAACAAGACCAUGUUCACGUUCAGCGGGCUAUCAAAUCCGUCUUCGUCGAACCCCAGUGGCAGCUCGCCGUUUGGAACGCAGGCCUCCGGCAACAGCGCUACCUCAUCGAACAUAUUCGGGAACCCUUCCACCCCCUCCACUAGCCAACCCGGUAGUAAUUCGGGUCUGGGUUCCUUUAAAUUCCCGACCGCUCCUUCGUCGAGUACCUUCACCUGGCCAAAGCCUG